Messenger RNA from Chelonia mydas (Green sea turtle), 6334 nucleotides. It is a transcript of the gene ZNF438, whose product is annotated as zinc finger protein 438. Gene Ontology annotation, biological process: regulation of transcription by RNA polymerase II. The transcript is spliced from 5 exons. Gene Ontology annotation, cellular component: nucleus. The coding region runs from base 1557 to 4040 and encodes 827 amino acids. The record is from RefSeq and is a predicted model, not a curated record. NCBI's taxonomy places the organism in Eukaryota, Metazoa, Chordata, Testudines, Cheloniidae. Gene Ontology annotation, molecular function: sequence-specific DNA binding; DNA-binding transcription factor activity, RNA polymerase II-specific.
GCGCGACCCGUCACUGAGCAGCAGCCCCUCCGCACGCACACCCCGGCCGAGCAGGGCCCGGCCCCGCCUCCGCCUCCGCCCGGGGCCAGCCGUCUCCCUGGGUGGCCCGGUUAUUCUGAAGCGUGGCUGUAACUUGCGGAGAGGGAGUCCGCGCGGCCGGGGCCAGGGCUGAGCGGUCUCCGGCCGCUCCGUGCCGCGGCGGGACGGCAGAGGGGCCUGCCUGAGUCACGUGGCGGUACUUUCCCGAUUCCCCACUGCGGGUCGGGUGCCGCCUGAGGCCUAGCUUCGGCCGGGGUGGCGGUGCCAAGGCAUCGGACUUCUAAGUCUGAGAAAGCAGGUCUCAAAACUUCAGGUUUCAGGGGAGCAGCUGUGUUAGUCUGCAUUCGCAAAAAGAAAAGGAGGACUUGUGCCACCUUAGAGACUGACAAAUUUAUUUGAGCAUAAGCUUUCGUGAGCUACAGCUCACUUCAGUGGAUGCAUUCAGUGGAAAAUACAGUGGGGAGAUUUAUAUACACACAGAACAUGAAAAAAUGGGUGUUAUCAUACACACUGUAAGGAGAGUGAUCCCUUAAGCUGAGCUAUAACCAGCAGGAGAGUGGGGGCGGGGGAGAGGGGGAAGAAGACCUUUUGUAGUGAUAAUCAAGGUGGGCCAUUUCCACCAGGAAACGUCUGAGGAGCAGUGGGGAGGAAUAAACAUGGGGAAAUAGUUUUACUUUGUGUAAUGACACAUCCACUCCCAGUCUCUAUUCAAGCCUAAGUUAAUUGUAUCCAGUUUGCUAAUUAAUUCCAAUUCAGCAGUCUCUCGUUGGAGUCUGUUUUUGAAGUCUUUUUGUUCUAAUAUUGCAACCUUUAGGUCUGAAAUCGAGUGACCAGAGAGAUUGAAGUGUUCUCUGACUGGUUUAUGAAUGUUAUAAUUCUUCACAUCUGAUUUGCAUCCAUUUAUUCUUUUACGUAGAGACUGUCCAGUUUGACCAAUGUACGUGGCAGAGGGGCAUUGCUGGCACAUGAUGGCAUAUAUCACAUUGGUGGAUGUGCAGGUGAACGAGCCUCUGAUAGUGUGGCUGAUGUGAUUAGGUCCUGUGAUGGUGUCCCCUGAAUAGAUAUAUGGACACAGUUGCCAACUGCACAUCUACGAAUGUGAUAUAUGCCAUCGCUGUAUUUUCCACUGAAUGCAUCCGAUGAAGUGAGUUGUAGCUCACGAAAGCUUAUGCUGAAAUAAAUUGGUUAGUCUCUAAAGUGCCACUAGUACUCCACUUCUCAAAAUGUUCUCCUCUAAUGGGUGGGGUGGUUGCGCGCUGGAUGGAUAAACAGGGUUCUCCCAUGGAGACAGCAGCGUGACUUUAGAAGUGGUUCCAGGCGAUGCAUGUGUUGCCUAUGUUCAUGGUGACACUGCCUCGCAAUAACACUGAAAUGCAUCACAUCUACAACGUGCUUGAGUUUGGGUAUUAUGAUUAUGCUACAUUAAACUUGAACAUCCUUUAUAUGCAACCUGAGCUGUUUCAUGGAUUUUUAUGUGCUGUUAAAGAGGAAAGUUACUGUGACUGUCAGAGGGCACAAUGCAGAACCCUUUAAAUCUUUUUGAAGAUAAACGGAAAUCCUCUUCUGGGAUAAUAAGAAGUGGAAAUGGUUUUCAGAAUAAAAGUCAGUUUAGGACAAUUGCACCAAAGAUGGUACCCAAAGUUAUAACAUCAGGGGUGUCUUGUCUUCCACCUGUUCUUCCUGAACAAACAAAUCCUAUUUCAUCUGCAAGCUCUAAAUCACUUAUAAUGCCAACACAAAACUAUACUCUAAUGCAAGUUGCUGGUCGUGAGGGAACUUUUUCUCUUGUAGCUUUGCCACAUAUUACCCCUUCACUGGCAGCACAACGAAUCCAACGAUCAAAUGUGUCCCCUCCUGAAAACCUCAAACUACCUAUUCCUAGGUAUCAAUCUGUAAAAAAUAAAUUGUUGAUUGACAAAAAAACAAUUCAAACCUCUUCUUCAAGUGCACAUAACAAGAUUCCUACCAAGGCACAAAUUUCAUCACAGACACCAGCAAUGACUACUUCAACUGGAGACCUUCCUGAAGCUCAUUCUACUACAGAUUCAUCUGAACAAGUUAUUUUAAUUGAUCAUGGGUCUACUGAAAUUACAGUUGCUACUUUACUCAGUGAAAACAACUGUAUAGAAUCUGUAUCUCCUUUACUAAACAAAACAGAAACUGCUGAAGAUAGUAUUUCGGGACCAAUGAAUGCAAGAAAUCCUGUGAAAAUAAAUCUACAUUCCAUGAAAUCAACUACUGAAGCCACAAAAGGCUCACUCAUACUGUCUGAGAAACUUAAAGAAAAACUGGUGAAUUCUGCAAAUUCUGUCACUGUCCUGUCACCAGCAAUAUUUGGCAAUGAAGUUCAAUUGACUCACUCUGCACCAAAAGGAAAAAUUCCUAUUUUGCCAUAUUCAAGAAUGAAAAAUGCAAUGUUCUGUAAACCUAAACAAAAUUUUAACACUGUGGCUGCAUCUACUCCUGGGCGAAGACCUGAAUGUGAAAAAAUACCACCUUUGGUGAAAACCUUUAAUGUUUCUACCAGAGUUUAUGAUAAACUACUAGCGAUAUCUUUUGCACAAAUUUCCAAACAAGCCCCCUAUGAAAAUACCUUCAGUCCAGCCACUAAACUGGAUGUUGAUAAUCUAAAGAAAUUGAAUGGUGUAGCCUCUAAGAGAAGAGGCAGAAAACGAAGAACCCCAGAUGAUAUAUUGGCAUUUCAGACCAAAAGAAGAAAGUGCAUCAUUAAUAAAUUUAGAGAGGGUAAAGAGAGAAUAAAAGUUGAUCCCCGUGAAUCAAAAGAUUGUAGGGCUGAGUCAGUGACAAAAUACCGUAGUAUCAGACCAAAACCUGUAGUUGUUAUGCAGGCUUUAGCUCCACUGACUUCUCCUGCGGCUAUAAUAGAAACUCAUACUCCUGACUGCAUAGAACAAGACAUUUUCUUAAAUGAUCCACUUCCAAAUAAAUAUUUAAGUUAUGAGCAGAGUGAUGGCACUUCUGCUAAACAAAGUGAUCUGUGUAGAAAUGUAUUUUCUACUGUACCUAAGCCAUGGCAUAAGUGCCAUGUCUGUAACCACAACUUUCAAUUUAAACACCAUCUUCAGGACCACAUGAACUCACACACAAAUAGACGGCCUUAUAGUUGUCGAAUUUGCCAUAAAGCAUAUGUUCAUUCAGGAAGCCUAAGCACUCACAUGAAGCUUCAUCACAAUGAAGGUAGACUCAAGAAACUUGUGUGUUGUGAGUUUUGUGCCAAAGUAUUUGGCCAUGCAAGAGUAUACUUUGGCCAUCUGAAGGAAGUACACAGGGUUGUUAUCAGCACCAAGCCCUCCACAAGUGAACAGCAGCUGCAAGAUGCUUUAAAGAAUAGAGACAUAAAUAUAAAAGGAGCAGAAGAAAUAAUAGAAAGGGGAAAUAAAUGCAAUUUUGAAGAUUUAUUUCAGAGUCAAGGAGAAGUCAAAUUGCAGAUCAAUUGUGGCAGAUGCCAGUUUACUGCACAGUCUUUUGCUGAGAUGAAGUUUCAUUUGUUCCGUUUUCAUGGAGAGGAGCUCCAAGGAAGAAUAAAAGAAGGAAUUCUACAGGGAGGCAAGGGCGCUCAGGAAGAACUAAUCAAACAUGCAGCUCAUUUCUGGAAGCAGCACAAAGAGAGACGAAAUCCAGUCAAACAUGGCACUUGUGAGGAAGAGUUUUAUGCUUUUCCAAAACUGAAAAGGAAAAUAUAUCUUCACCAAAAUAAUUUUGAUAUAUUAACUAAAAGUGAGCUUAUUCCAUCAGGUAACAAUGAACCAGGAAAGGAGUUGCAAAAUUUUGGCUGUGCCACACAAAAUAAAAAAAUUCAAAUUUGGUGUAAAGCUGAUUAUAACUGCAUUUUAUGCAAGCAGGUAUUUAGAAGAAAAGAGGAGCUUUUCAGUCAUUGGCAGAAUCAUCAUAAUUGUGAAGACCCCUCUCUUCUUUGGACUAUUUUUAAUUCAUUCUCCAAACAGGGAGUUAUUGAACUUUCUAAUAAUGCUGAAAAAUGAAGCAUUGGCAAAAUUCAGCUCGAAAAGUAUUCCGUUUCCAAGGUUACUGAUUUAUUUGUGUCUGAUUUGCAAUGUCACAAAAAUUUACAGUUAAUUCACUCAUUCUCUUUGGUGAUCAGUUGCAGUGGUUUUACGUGUAGUUUAGGUUUGUUUGCUGAAUACAAAACUGUUAAUUCUCACCAUAGGCCUUUUCAGAUAUAUAUAUAUACACACACAGAGACUCACACAAGCCUGUUAUAUAAUGCCAUACUAAGGUUGAUGCACAAGGACCUUCACAGAAACAAGUAUGCAGAAUGUAAGAGGUUGAAAUUAAGAGGAAAAAGGGAGGAACUGAUAUUAUAUUAUGCUGUACUCAGAUACAUUAAUGUGUGCCCUUUAUAAAGUAAUGGCACACAAAUGCUCUUCUUGUACAGAAUGACAAACCAGACUGAAAAUAUAAUUUUCAGUCUUAACAGUGCCUCCAGAUUUUAUGGGAAAUGUAUAUAUGCAUACAGUUCUCUGGGUGCAUGUUAAGAUUUACUGUACAUGCUUUUUUAUGCUUAUAAAUAUGGAGCAUAGUUGUACACUGGGACAAUAGAAAACCACAAGAAAAAAUAUUAAUGAACUCCAAGGAGCUCCUAUGGAUUUCUUUAGAAGUCUUCAGAACUUAAGCUUUCUUAAAAAAAAAAAAAAAUUGAUAUUCUGAUUAUAAAGAUAACCUUCACACUGCUGGCUCUUUGAUUCCUUCUGCACUAACAAUCAAGGUUCUAAGCCUUGUUUAAAGUUUGUUGUGACCAAAUGGGGUUCCCAUAUUGUUUGGCCAGCCAAUGUACACACAGCCUAAAAGUUGUGUUUAUGCUACUGUGAGCUAAAACUUUGUCUACACCUAGACUCUUUUAGGGACACUAAUGUAGAUGGCUUAGGUACUCACUGCUUUGUUGUCUAACAGUGCUCGAAGGAGGUAAGAUGACACAAUGAUCAAAAUACUGGUGCUCCUUUUACCCUAUUGCUUCUUCCAUUUCUACCAUCUGUCGAGCUGUACCUGUGGUAGUGCAGUGACGGAAGAAUUAUCAAUAGAAAGUCUGCGGUAGGCACAUACGACUUUGCUAAAACUCUGAAAAGUCCAAGACUUUAGCCUGGUUAUGGGAACAUAGGAAGAUAGGACCUAAAAAAUGUUGGUUUCUCAUAAGGGGAUCCUGGAAGAUAUUACAUGAUUUUUCUGUAACAUCAGUAAAAGUUUGAUAAGACGAUAACUUUUGAAUGACAUUCCUUAUCCUGUAAUGCUGUUCGGUGUUUAAGUAUGAGACUGGAGCCAAAUAAAAUAGAAAAAAAAAGGAAAAAUCUCAGAAACUGCAGUCGUUUGAGGAGAGGGAAAAAAUCCCUGUAGAAUUUGACAGUUUCCCUCCAAAUUCCCAUUGAUUCAAAUGCUUGGUUGUUUCAUUACUUUAAUUUUUAUCAGAAAGAUACUAUUUUCAUAUGCCAGACUAGUUCUGAAAUACUAUAUAUUUUAUGUUCUGGUGGGUUGUUUUGAUGACCCGUAAAUCUCUACUGCCUGGAGAUAUAAAAACUGUUCAUACUCUGAUGCUAACAUGUGUAUUCAUAUUGUACCUUUCACAUGUACUCUUACUGAAUAGGUGAAGUAAGCAUGUGAAGAACAUUUAGAAAGGAAUACUUUUAAAGUUGAAUGUUUCUUUUCAAACAAGGAGUAUAUUUCAUUAAGUACAGUGUAUUUACACUAAGGCCUGGUCUACACUGGGGGGGGGGGGUCGAUCUGAGAUACGCAACUUCAGCUAUGAGAAUAGCGUAGCUGAAGUCGACGUAUCUUAGGUCAACUUAGAAUCACUUACUUCACGUCCUCGCGGCGUGAGAUCGACGGUUGCCACUCCCCCGUCGACUCCGCUUCCGCCUCUCGCCCUGGUGGAGUUCCGGAGUUGACAGCAGAGUGAUCGGGGAUCGAUCACUACCCGCCGAUCCGGUGGGUAGCGUAGACGUGGCCUAAGAAGUAUUCUGUCUUGAAUUAGCAUGUUUUCAUUGAGAAGCACACUUCUGAAUUAGCCUUUGCUAAUUUUCAAAUUCAAACUGCUUAGAGUGGUUUCUUUGAGACUAAAUUCUAGAAUAUAAGAAUAAUCCCUCUAGUUAUGUAGUUAAAACACAUCAAAGGAAAUUGUGUAAAACUCAUGUUUUGUUUUCAUUAAAUAAUAUUUUAAAGUUGUUACAACCAUGUCAUAUUUAAAAGGACAUUUGUUUUAAUUUUUUUGUCCUCCCUUUGUUUUAAGAUCUAGCCAAAACCUUGCAAAUAAAAAAAUCUUCAUUUC